CCGUAAAGAGCGAAGAAGGAGCGCUACACUACGCAGACGUGCAGACACUGGCAAAAGUCGUUACAGGUCAAGUGGAGAAAGGAUCAAUUUCACAGACACACAGAAAAUGUCUAGAUUCAAAAGACUGGAUGACGUUGUCUCUCUGGCGGGUUUCGAGACGGAAAAGACAGAAGUAACUAUUUCUUACGGUCUGUUAAAGACAGCCAGGAAAAGCGGCCACCUCAACUUGUCUGGCAAAGGAUUAACUGAAGUCCCUCAGAAUGUAUAUCGUCUAAACAUUGAGACACCAGAAGAUGCCCUUCAGAAUGUGUCCUUCGGAGCGUCAGAUCGUUGGUGGGAAGUGACCGACCUCAUAACACUGAUACUGUCUUCAAAUCAGCUUACACAAUUGUCCGAUGACAUCAGACUACUGCCUGGACUGAUUAAACUGGAUCUCCAUGAUAACCAGCUGAGAAGUUUACCCAGUGCUUUGGGAGAACUGCAAGAGCUCCGGGAAUUGCAGCUCAGUCAUAAUCAACUGUCAUCAUUGCCAGUGGAGAUCUGUACCCUGAAGAAUCUCCAUAGGCUCACACUACAGCAGAAUUUGCUGGAGAGUCUGCCAAAUGAAAUGGGACAACUGGAAAACUUGAGUGAGCUGGAUCUGUCCAACAACUGCCUGAAGAUCUUGCCCGCCAGCAUAGGCUGUCUCAAAAGUCUGCAGAAAGUGAGCCUCUGUCAUAACAAGCUUAGCUGUCUGCCAGACAGUCUAACACAGCUCACAAAUGUAAAGCUGUUGGACUGCAGCAAUAAUCAACUGAGUGACAUUCCUGCCAGCAUAUCAAAGCUGUUGGCUCUGGAACAGCUUUACCUUAGACACAACAAUCUCCGCAGACUCCCACAGCUCCAUGCACCCGCACUCAAGGAGUUGUAUGUUGGGAACAACCAAAUUGAGCAGCUGGAGGCAAAACAGCUGGCCAGCCUACCAUCCAUAAUUCUCCUUGAACUCAGAGACAACAAGAUUAAAGUCCUCCCUGAAGAGAUUACUUUACUGAGCAUGCUUACACGCCUCGACCUCAGCAACAAUGACAUUACCUCUAUUCCAGUGUCUCUCAGUCUGCUACCCAAUCUGAAGGUGUUGCAGCUGGAAGGAAACCCUUUGCGUGGAUUCAGGAGAGACCUUCUCACGAAAGGAACAAAUGAACUUCUGAAAUAUUUAAGAGGAAGAAUUCAAGAGGGACCUGAGAGAGCAGAUGGAGGACGGUCGGCUAUGACGUUACCAAGUCAGUCUAUGAUCAAUGUACAUAACAUUAAAGCUUUCAAGGAACUGGUUUACAGUGAGAAGCAGGCUGUUAGUAUUCAAGAUGAGGUGUAUGAUGCUGCAGUAGGCCAUGAUAUUGUCACUGUUAACUUCAGCAAGAACCAACUGACAUGUGUACCUCCAAGGCUUGUGGAGUUCCACCGCUCGAUAACGGAUAUCAAUCUAAGUUUCAACAAACUGCAGUCCUGCUCCCCUGACAUCUGCAAGUUACUGCAGUUGACACACAUUGAUCUCAGGAAUAACCAGCUGGGCGAUUUACCAUCUGAAAUGAUGAACCUCACUAAACUGUCCACUAUAAUCCUCAGUUUCAACAGGUUCAAAUCCUUUCCCGAAGUUCUCUAUAAGAUCCUUUCGCUGGAGACUGUGUUGCUGGAUAAUAACCAGGUCUGUAGCAUGGAGCCUAGGCUUUUGAUUAAACUGGUUAAUCUGUCAACGCUGGAUCUGUCGAACAAUGACCUGAUGAACAUCUCUCCUGAAGUGGGCCUGUGUACCAGUCUCAGUCCACCCAUACGUGCACUGCAUGCACUGUCUGUAAUGCUGAAUGUCUCUGCUCCUGUUUACAAUGAGAAUUUCCCCACUGCGGGAUGAAUAAAUGCAUAUCUUAUCUUAAUGAAGUCAUCCAGAGACAUUUCUGGGUGUGGUGAGUACAAACUCAAAACAAAUUCUGUCUUUUAGAUGUUGUAAAUGCUUUAUCAAAUAAAUGAAAAUACGUGUCAUUUGUACAUGCCUGUGGGUUGCGAAAGUAAGUAGUUCUACUUCAGUUAAGAGAUUUUGGUGUGUUGCCUCACAUGAAAUGUCUGUUUCAGGUCCUUCCACAAUAUUUCUGUUGGAUUAAGGUCAGGACUUUGAAUUGGCCAUUCCAAAACACUGAUUUUCUGCUUAGCCAUGCUGUCAUAGAACAACUUGUGUGUGAGGUUCGACUCAUGGCAAGAUGUCCUGAUAUUUUCUUAUACAGUGGUCCAUAAAGGGAUGGCGUAUGGGUCAUCCCGACCCAUAUGUAGCAAAACAUGUCCCACCAAAGACAUUACCACCCUGGUAUUUCAUCGACGAAUUGAGGUUCUGAUGCUGGAGUAGAGUAUUGCUUCGUCUCCAAAACAUGAGCCUCUCAUUUUAUUUUUUGGCGUACCCACAUAAUGUUAAACAAACUGCAGGCUGGCAGAAAUAUUCUUUUUAGAGAGCAGUGUCUGUGUCCUUAUAUAUCUGCCAUGCACACCAUAGUAUUUUCAAUGUGAGAGAGGCCUUAAGUUGCUUAGAUGUUACCAUGAGUUCCUUUGUGACCUCUCAGAUUAUUGUGUGUCUUGCUUCUGGAAUGGAGUUGUUGGUUGACCACUACUGUCAGCAGUUGUCUUUAUUCUCCUCCCUUUCUUCACAAACUGCCUGACUCUUGAGAUAUUUUUUAACCUUUUCCACCCUGGUGAGAAACAACAACUCUUGUUUGUCAUCAUACACUUACACAAACAUGUGUUGUUU
This is a messenger RNA of Mugil cephalus (flathead mullet), 2767 nucleotides long. RefSeq names its product leucine rich repeat containing 40 (gene lrrc40). Bases 107 to 1885 code for a protein of 592 amino acids. The record is from RefSeq and is a predicted model, not a curated record. Lineage: Eukaryota; Metazoa; Chordata; Actinopteri; Mugiliformes; Mugilidae. Gene Ontology annotation, molecular function: protein binding. The transcript has 15 exons.